UGUUCGCUGUGUGUCUCCUCCCUCUCUUGCUCGCCCGCUCGCGUUCACCACGAAGCGCAAUCGCAGCACUUCGCCUCGUCGCUCGGAGCACCGCGCCAUGCGCCGCCCAUGGAAGCACCCCACCGCGCGCCACGGCGCCGCCGAGCUCUGCUUCCGCGAGGUCGGCGACCUCCUCCCCCGCCGCUUCGCUCGCCGCGCCGCCGCAUCCGAGGAGCUCGUAAUGCGCCUCCAGAUUCAUAGGAAGCUCAACAAGCACACAGGAUGCGUGAACACGGUGGGCUUCAAUGCCGCUGGUGACACCCUCAUAUCUGGGUCAGAUGAUCAGAGGGUAAUGCUGUGGGAUUGGGACACUGGUGCAGUUAAAAUGCAGUUCCAUUCGGGCCAUGGCGAUAAUGUAUUCCAAGCACGGUUCAUGCCUUACACGAAUGAUCGCACCAUCGUCACCUGCGGUGCUGAUGGCGAGGUGAGAGUUGCCAAGAUCCAGGAUGGCCGGGAUGUGCUUACUUCAUUGCUUGGUGAACAUGAUGGAAGGGCUCACAAGUUGGCUAUAGAGCCUGGAAGCCCUUAUAUUUUCUAUAGUUGUGGCGAAGAUGGCCAUGUCCAACAUUUUGAUUUGAGGACAGAUACAGCCACAGAAUUAUUCAUUUGCAGAAAAUCUGUGGCUAAAUCAGGAUACUCCUCUCAUGUCCGUCUUAAUGCAAUCACAAUUGAUCCACGGAAUCCAAAUCUUCUUGCAGUUGCGGGAAGCAAUUCUUAUGCUCGUGUCUACGACACCCGUAAAUGCAAGUCGGGUGGAUCAUCUGAUUUCGCUCAGCCAUCUGACUGUUAUUGUCCACCACAUCUUAUUGGCAAUAAGAAUGUUGGAAUAACAGGGUUAGCAUUCUCUCACCAGAGUGAGUUGCUUGUAUCUUACAAUGAUGAGAAUAUUUACCUCUUCCCUAAAAAUGGAGGGCUGGGACCCGACCCAAAAUCAUCCGUCAAAAUUGGAGGCGGUGAAGGGUCCAACUCAAUAGUGUUUGCAUCCGGUGAAGAUGUUGAUCGACCUGCGCCUCAGGUAUAUGUUGGGCAUCGCAAUUGUGAGACUGUGAAGGGUGUGACUUUUAUUGGGCCAAAUCAUGAAUAUGUUGCCAGUGGGUCAGACUGUGGUCGGUUAUUUAUUUGGAGGAAGAGAGAUGGGAAAUUUUUACGGGCAAUGGAGGGUGAUGAAUGCAUAGUCAAUUGUAUUGAGCCCCAUCCUCAUGCUAUGACAAUUGCAAGCAGUGGAAUUGAUAAUGAUGUGAAGCUAUGGACUCCCUCUGCCGUUGAACGAGCACAAGUGGUUAAUGUUGAGGAGUUGAAGCCCCGAAAGAGGAAAGCAAAGCUCUGGCAAUUUGCCUUGCCGGAGGAAUUGGUCUGGCACGUGCUGGCAUCACGACGUAGGCAACCAGCGGCUGGAGAAGAUUCAUCCGAGGAUCUUGAAGACAACACAGAAUUGCUUAAUCUUGUACUGCGAGCUACAAACAGAGAUAACUUGUCUGAUGAGAGUGAUGAGGAUGAAGAAACCUCGGAUGGCUCUGGAGAAUAGAGGCCAAUGAUCAAUUGUCCUUGGGGGAUAUUGCAAAAUUGUGUAUAUACGAUAAUAAUUACUCCAUUUUCAUGGAUGAUAAUAGUAUUAGUGUGCCUAUGUAGCUUGUGAUUCUCAUCUAUGUUAAGAUAUGUGUGUUUCCAAAAAGGGUACUUUGUUGAGAAAUUCGAAAUAUGGACAUAGCGUGCGAGCA
Triticum dicoccoides is the source of this 1757-nucleotide messenger RNA. RefSeq names its product DDB1- and CUL4-associated factor 8-like. The record is from RefSeq and is a predicted model, not a curated record. The coding region runs from base 98 to 1564 and encodes 488 amino acids. Lineage: Eukaryota; Viridiplantae; Streptophyta; Magnoliopsida; Poales; Poaceae. Gene Ontology annotation, cellular component: cytoplasm; Cul4-RING E3 ubiquitin ligase complex. The transcript is spliced from 5 exons. Gene Ontology annotation, molecular function: protein binding.